Molecule: messenger RNA, 959 nt
Organism: Aureobasidium uvarum
Lineage: Eukaryota; Fungi; Ascomycota; Dothideomycetes; Dothideales; Saccotheciaceae
Source: the annotation of a GenBank genome assembly
GACCAAAGAUGGAUAUGCUUCACGGUACCUUCGGCUUAGCAGAGUCUCUUCUCGACAAGUUGUUCCAUGGAAGUUGCGAAGGUGGCCAGCACGACCCACAGCCAACACAUGCUGUGAACAUAGUCGACCAACCAAGCAUAUUGCGAAGAGACGUUUGCAUGGAUGCCUUCGGAGCAGGAUGGCUGGCGAACACCUGUACACCUGGAAACACACUUUGCUGUUCGCCACGGGGCUGCUAUGCCGACUUGAACUCUUCGUGCGGACAACCUGGAGCAGUAAGCUGUACUGAGCUAGGAGCGGGAGUUGAUGAGGCAUGUUGCCCGAGAUAUACCACUUGCGCGAAAGGCUACAAUGCAACCGAAUCCUUUGUCAGAUGUGAUAUUCGGUUCACGUCACUCGCAGAAAUUGCAGCAUCUUCAACAGCAUUGAGCGAUGCUUCGACGAGAACAAGCACUUCCAGCACCACAACCGCCGCUAGUUCCUCAUCUGCAAGCACGUCGAGCGUGGCUUCUGCGUCAGCAUCAGCAUCGUCAUCAACAGCAAUUUCUUCCGAAACAUCCUCGACAAUUACGACACCCACUCCAAACGCACUGCCCAAAGCAGAGCCCUCUGGAAAUGCUCUACCGGGCUCGCCGGGUGUGCUGCUCACGACCAGCGAAAUUGUAGGAAUCGUAGUUGCUUCAGCUGGCGGGGUUCUGCUCUUGGUCGCGUUGGCAUGGCUGCUGCGUCGACGUAGUCGAUCCAGGCGGAAGAAGUUCGCGAUGCCAACAACUCCAAUAGCUCCCCCGUUCAGGAGCAACUCGAAACGUACGAGCCCAAUUAUGCUGCAAUCGCAACAUGGAUUCUCCGAAUUAUCUGGAAGUGCCGACCCUGUUGAAUUGCAAAGUUCGGGAUGGAGGCGCAAAGGAUUUGGUGGCCAAAAGCAUGUUUCGGUCGCCGGAACAUAUGAGCUAGGUAGU